CGAAUCUUUGUUAUUUAUAUCAAAUGUAUUAGUUUUUUUUUGGACGCUAAAAGCAAUAAUUGCAAAAUGACGUCAAUUAUUAAACUGCACACCAUAUCUGGUGCCAUGGAUGAAUCGCCGCCUUGCUACAUUCUACAAAUUGACGAUGUGCGAAUACUGCUCGACUGUGGCUGGGAUGAGAAAUUUGAUCCAAAUUUUAUAAAGGAAUUGAAAAGGCAAGUGCAUACACUGGAUGCCGUGCUGCUCUCCCAUCCAGAUGCAUAUCAUCUGGGUGCACUUCCGUAUCUCGUUGGCAAGUUGGGACUCAAUUGUCCCAUUUACGCCACGAUACCCGUCUUCAAAAUGGGCCAAAUGUUUAUGUACGAUUUGUACAUGUCACAUUUUAAUAUGUACGAUUUCGAUCUGUUUUCACUAGACGAUGUGGACACAGCCUUUGAUAAAAUCACACAGUUAAAGUACAAUCAAACGGUGUCGCUGAAGGGCAAAGGAUAUGGGAUUUCCAUAACGCCGCUCAGCGCUGGACACAUGAUAGGCGGUACCAUUUGGAAGAUCGUCAAGGUUGGCGAGGAAGACAUAGUGUAUGCCAUCGAUUUCAACCACAAGAAGGAACGGCAUCUCAGUGGCUGUGAAUUGGACAGACUGCAGCGACCAUCGCUACUGAUCACCGACGCCUACAAUGCACAAUAUCAACAGGCGCGACGACGUGCCCGCGAUGAAAAACUGAUGACCAACAUUCUGCAGACGGUGCGCAACAAUGGCAAUGUGCUCAUCGCUGUCGAUACGGCUGGUCGUGUCCUGGAGCUGGCCCACAUGCUCGACCAGCUGUGGAAGAACAAAGAAUCAGGCUUAAUGGCCUAUUCGCUGGCACUUCUGAACAACGUCAGCUACAACGUCAUCGAGUUUGCCAAGUCGCAAAUCGAAUGGAUGAGCGACAAGCUGACCAAAGCCUUCGAAGGUGCACGCAACAAUCCCUUCCAAUUCAAGCACAUAAAUCUGUGCCACACCCUGGCCGAUGUCUACAAGCUGCCUGUCGGUCCGAAGGUGGUGCUGGCCAGCACACCGGACAUGGAGAGUGGCUUCACACGUGACCUGUUCGUACAAUGGGCAGGUAAUCCCAAUAACAGUAUCAUUUUCACAACACGCACCGGUCCGGGUUCGUUGAGCAUGGAGCUGGUGGAGAAUUCGGUGCCGGGUAGACAACUUGAGUUGGAUGUGCGUCGUCGCGUGGAGCUCGAAGGCGCCGAACUAGAGGAAUAUUUGCGCACACAGGGCGAAAAGUUAAAUCCGUUGAUUGUCAAGCCAGAAGUGGAAGAGUCGAGCAGCUCCGAGUCCGAGGAUGAUAUUGAAAUGAGCGUCAUAACGGGCAAACACGAUAUUGUGGUCCGGGCGGAGGGUCGCCAUCAUUCCGGCUUCUUCAAGUCAAACAAACGCCAUCACGUCAUGUUUCCGUUCCAUGAGGAAAAGAUCAAGUACGACGAUUAUGGGGAGGUUAUCAAUUUAGAUGACUAUCGCAUUGUAGACGCCAACUAUGACUACACGGCCAUGGACGAUCAGAACAAGGAGAAUGUCAAAAAGGAGGAGCCCCACGCCGAACUGCAUUCAAAUGGCAAUCUGGACAAUGAUGUCCAACUGCUGGAGAAGCCCACCAAGCUGAUUAGUCAACGCAAGACAAUCGAGGUCCAUGCACAAAUCCAACGCAUCGAUUUCGAGGGACGAUCCGAUGGCGAAUCGAUGCUUAAGAUUCUAUCCCAGCUGCGCCCGCGUCGCGUCAUUGUCGUCCAUGGCACUGCCGAGGGCACCCAGGUGGUAGCCAAGCACUGUGAACAGAAUGUGGGCGCCCGUGUCUUCACGCCCCAGAAGGGCGAAAUAAUCGAUGUGACAACGGAGAUCCACAUUUAUCAAGUGCGUCUCACCGAGGGUCUCGUCUCCCAGCUGCAGUUCCAAAAGGGCAAAGACGCCGAGGUGGCCUGGAUCGAUGGCCGACUUGGCAUGCGUCUGCAGGCAAUCGAUGCACCCAAUCAAUCGGAAAUCACCGUCGAACAGGAUGUGGCCGCCCAGGAGGGCAAAACUCUCACCUUGGAGACGCUCGCCGAAGACGAGAUACCCGUGCACAACUCGGUCUUGAUCAACGAACUCAAAUUGUCCGACUUCAAGCAGGUCCUCAUGCGCAACAGCAUCAACUCGGAAUUCUCUGGCGGCGUUCUAUGGUGUUGCAACGGAACUCUCGCGUUGCGACGCGUCGACACCGGCAAGGUGGCCAUGGAGGGCUGCAUAUCGGAGGAAUACUACAAGAUACGUGAACUGCUCUAUGAGCAGUAUGCCAUUGUGUGAACGAUAAAUAAUAAUAAAAAAAAAAAAAACAAACAUAU
Molecule: messenger RNA, 2369 nt
Organism: Drosophila grimshawi
Lineage: Eukaryota; Metazoa; Arthropoda; Insecta; Diptera; Drosophilidae
Gene: CPSF2
Product: probable cleavage and polyadenylation specificity factor subunit 2
Exons: 2
Coding region: 67-2331 (754 amino acids)
Biological process (GO): mRNA 3'-end processing by stem-loop binding and cleavage
Cellular component (GO): mRNA cleavage and polyadenylation specificity factor complex
Molecular function (GO): RNA binding
Source: RefSeq, a predicted model, not a curated record